Molecule: messenger RNA, 1425 nt
Organism: Funneliformis mosseae
Lineage: Eukaryota; Fungi; Glomeromycota; Glomeromycetes; Glomerales; Glomeraceae
Source: the annotation of a GenBank genome assembly
AUGUUUCGCUGUAAAACUUGUCACGCCAAUAUCGGCAAUACAGUUCGAAUAAACUGUGCCAUAUGUCAAGAUUUUGAUUUAUGUGUUACUUGUUUUACUUCCGGAGAAGAAUUGGAAAAACAUAAAAGUUGGCAUGAUUAUCGAGUUCUGGAGCAAUAUUCAUUCCCUUUAUUUACGGAAGAUUGGGGAGCAGACGAAGAAGAAUUAUUGAUAGAGGGUGCUGAAAUGCAUGGACUAGGUAAUUGGCAAGAUAUAGCAGAAUUUAUAGGGAGUAAAACUAAAGAAGAAUGUGAACAACAUUAUAUGGAUAUAUAUGAGAAUAGUGAAACAUGGCCAAUACCGGAUAUGGACGUAAAAUUCAAGCUUGAUGACGAAACCAUGAGAGAAAGAAAACGACGGCGUGUUUUGACGAUUGAGAAUCGACCUCAAAAUCCGCCACCCAAAGUUCUUCCAAAGCCGCUGCAAAGUUUACCAGCAAACCAUGAAAUUACCGGCUUUAUGCCGAAUCGAAAGGAAUUUGAACAUGAAUAUGAUAAUGAGGCAGAACACGUUAUUAAAGAUUUAGAAAUUAAUGAGCAAGAUCAUCCGAAGGAUACUGCAAUGGAAGAAGAGAAAUAUAAAAGUAAAGAGGAGAAAGAAUUAAUAAAUAAAAUCAAGCCAUUUGCACAAGUUCUGAGUAAACAAGAUUUUGACGAUUUAAGAGACGAAUUGCUAGAGGAACUUAACACGCGAAUAAAGAUAGAAAAAUUACAAGAGUAUCGACGAAUGGGAAUAUUGACCGAAAACGAAGCGGCCAAAUAUGAGGCAGCAAAGGCACAAAAGGAGGCAAACCGUGAACUAGCGGCCAGGCCGCAUAAUGGACAUAUUAUGUCUACGGUCUCAGCCAGCGAUCGUUUAGCAGCAAAAUAUGCGGCCAAAAUACCACCUGUUUUAGUAAGAGAGCAGCAACAACAAUCUCCGUUAUCGUCGCCAUAUGGUUGCAAAACGAUUCCAUCCUCGUCCAUCAGAAUCAAUACGCGAAAAAUUCCAGCGGCACUUGAUCUUAAUGACGUAGAAGGUGUUCAUUUGUUAUCUGAAGCUGAACGAAAAUUAUGUGAGAAUUUACGAAUAUUACCAAGGUCUUAUUUGGUAAUAAAAGAGACGAUCCUAAAAGAAUGGGCUAGAUCGGGAGGGACUCUGAGGAGACGUCAAGCACGAGAUCUUAUACGGAUUGAUGUUAACAAGACGGCCAGAAUAUAUGACUUUUUUAUAGAAAUGGGAUGGAUACGGCGGAUAUCAGAUAAUGGAUAUACAACGGGUGAAAUCGGUGGUGGAAAUGGAAAUAAUGAUGCAAAUUCCAUCGUUAUAAACGGAGGAAAAAGUGGUGGAGUCGUUAAUGGUACUUCAUCACCUAUUGUUAAUAACAUUCAUAAAAAACAUGAUUGA